AUGUGGGCAGAUUCAUGUGGGACGGUGCUUGGAGUACGCUAGUCUAUAAUUGCGACCGUGUACUCCUUCGGGAGGGAACACCAGAAUAAUAUUGGCGGUGUUAAAAUUGCUGGAGCGAAACUCGUAACCUGUCGCCCGGUGUUCUUUGUCCCUGGUCUAUAGUCCUCUCACUUCCCGGAUUAAACACAACUCCCCAUACCGCCCGCUGCACAGGCGCCGAGGCUGAAUUUGGCAGUUGCGUCACCUUUGACACAAACAAGAGAGAGCUACGGGUCCGCAACCGGGUAGGGGCGAUACCGGCCGGGUCUGGCAUGGGCUUUUUAGAUAAAGUAAUUGCACGCCUGAGACUGCGGCGCAAGAGUGCGAAUGUUCUUUGUUUGGGGCUGGACAAUAGCGGGAAGAGCACGAUCAUCGAUCGCUUGAAACCUGCCAGUGCACAAGUCCAAGAGAUAACACCGACAAUUGGAUUUAAUGUAGAGAAAUUCUCCACAGUCAGUUUGAACUUUACAGUGCUUGAUAUGUCAGGCCAGGGAAGAUACCGAUACCUCUGGGAACAGUACUACAAUGCGGAUAAGCAGAGGAUCAGCGUAGUGAAAGAAGAAUUAGAAAAUCUCCUUAUUCAUCCAGAUGUUAAACACAGACAAAUCCCCAUUCUUUUUUUGGCAAAUAAAAUCGAUCUGAAAGAUGUUAUGCCAUCAGACAUGCUCACCCAGAUAUUGAGACUUCAUAACAUCCAGAAAAAACGUUGGCAUCUAUGUCCCUGUAGUGCUCUGACAGGGGAGGGACUUCAAGAAGGAAUGGAAUGGCUGCAAGAUUGCAUCAUUGAAGAAAUGAAAAGGAAAUGAACAUCCAGGUUGAGCUAACUGAAGCUAGCAGAUGUGAUUGAAACUGAUAAAAUUGAAUAAACUCUUAUCUCAU
This is a messenger RNA of Mobula hypostoma (lesser devil ray), 918 nucleotides long. Its product is annotated as ADP-ribosylation factor-like protein 6. Gene Ontology annotation, molecular function: GTPase activity; GTP binding. Gene Ontology annotation, biological process: vesicle-mediated transport; cilium assembly; protein localization to cilium. The coding region runs from base 312 to 845 and encodes 177 amino acids. The record is from RefSeq and is a predicted model, not a curated record. Gene Ontology annotation, cellular component: cytoplasm; axoneme. NCBI's taxonomy places the organism in Eukaryota, Metazoa, Chordata, Chondrichthyes, Myliobatiformes, Myliobatidae. The transcript is spliced from 7 exons.